Hymenoscyphus albidus is the source of this 1549-nucleotide messenger RNA. The record is from the annotation of a GenBank genome assembly. NCBI's taxonomy places the organism in Eukaryota, Fungi, Ascomycota, Leotiomycetes, Helotiales, Helotiaceae.
GGUACCUCAAACGUCGUAGCUUGAUCCUACUGUACGAGGGCUCGUCUUUUCUCUGCCUCUGCCCAAAUGCUUUUCUUCUCAUUUCAAUGAUUCCAUAGUCAAUCGCGCGUCGACGUCGAGCCCCGCCUCCCCCAUCCUGCGGUCUGUCGAUGAUGAGUGACUCUCCGGGUCGAGUUGGAUGCUAUGUCGCUGCUAUUGUCUUGCUGGUUUUUUCGACCGCUACGGUCGGUCUGCGACUGAGGGUUCGCAGUAUAAAAAGAUCGUAUCUGGGACUCGAUGAUCUUUUUAUCUCCAUUUCUCUGGUAGGAUCCCUGUUGAUGCGCAGUCUCGAGAGGCACGACAUGAAGGUGGCAAACCUAACGUCUAUGUAGCUAUUUGUUUGGGCUCUCGCUAUCAUUCUUAUCGUUGGUCAGUGAUCUGUUCCUCUCACUUUACAUACAGUUAAUUGUAUCAUAGCGACUGCCAAAGUAACUAUAGGUGUCCGUGUAUCGUCUGUUCACAACGAAAUACUGGGCUCCAAGGUCAGUAGAUACCACAUGAUAUACCAGCUUUCUCGUUUCCAAUUUCUCACUGGUUAUUGAAGUUCGCCUUUAUUUCUCAAGUACUGUCAACCAUCGUCUAUGGGACAGUAAAGCUCAGCGUGUUACUCCUAUUUCGACGAAUCUUUCAUGGCAAAAUAUUCGAUGUCAUAUCAUUCUCGGCCAUUGCACUGGUGGUAGCGUCAAGUGCCGCGUUAUUCUUUGCAACUCUUUUCCAAUGCGGACCUAAUCUAGCUGAUCUUUGGACUGGUCCCAAUGCUCCUGCAGGACAUUGCGGCCCUACAAGAAGCAUUGAACUCGGUAAUGCUGUGUCUGAUGUUGUGACCGGCCUUUUGGUGCUCAUCAUUCCUGUUCCGAUGAUUUGGAAACUCCAUAUGUCUCUAGCGCAGAAGACUGGAAUUAUGGCAGUUUUCAUGCUCGGUUAUAUGUAUGUGAAAAAAGCUAUGAUCAAAUUUCAUACUGAGUUAUAUACUGAGUAAAACUUUAGGUCUGUGGCAGUAGCAUGUGCUCGCAUCGCUUUCAUCGUCAAUGGCUAUUACAGCAAGUUCCCCAUUCCCAAUCGACCAACCCCACUAACAUCAACCCAGCUCAUGUCGUGGGUAGCAACCCUUUCGGUAAGCCAAAAAAUACCGUGGGAAUAAAAGCCAUCCUCUAACAAAUCCACAGACCUAGAAACAAACAUAAUGGUCUGGUCCUACGUCGAAGCAGGAAUAGGAAUCAUCGCCGCCUCCCUCUCAACCCUGACACCCUUACUCCAAGGCCACAUGGAAGAAGACGGCAUGCGAUCCCGAAUCUCCCUCACCUCGACACGAUCCCAGAAAAAGGGGGGUGAGAUCUCAGAGACCAAUACAUGGAGCUACGAGAUGCCGAAUCGAGAUAUCUAUGGCCAAUCCAGUUCCCAACUUACGACUCGUAUCGAGCGCGAGAUGACGAGGAAUUUUGCGGUCAAGAUUCCCGGCGGCAGGAUCUUGAGACAGGAUAAUGUUGUUGUGCAAGAGGAUCGGAUUUAG